UGUGGGGUGUGUAACAGAAAUAUAAUAGAUGUCUCGCUCUCACCUCACAAGUCACAACAUUAAUGUUUAGACUUUUAGCACAGCGUUCUUUCCGUUUUCAGAUAAACACAAACAGAUGAUCAAUCAUUCCAUGUUCAGCCCACAAAAACUUAAAUCAUGGAAUCUAACAGCAGGAAUAAUAGAUCAUCAUCAAGUUCCUUAACAAUAGGAGAAAAAUUGUGUGCGGCGUGUAUACCAUUCAUAGCAUUAAUUGAGAUAUUGAUAUUCGCUGUAUCAGAUUGUUUGGAGUGCUCUUCUUCUUCUUCAGAUCGCUUUAAGAACCCACAGAAAAACAAAUUAUCUAAACGUCGUUACGAUGAUCUUGCUCGCCUUGCUAAUGAAACCCAAUUUUCAGUGAAUGAAGUUGAAGCUUUAUUUGAGCUAUUCAAGAAAUUGAGCAAUUCUAUUAUUGAAGAUGGAUUGAUUCACAAGGAGGAGCUUCAACUGGCACUGUUUCAGGCACCUCAUGGAGAGAAUCUUUUUCUUGAUAGGGUUUUUGAUCUAUUUGAUGAAAAGAAAAAUGGUGUUAUCGAAUUCGAGGAAUUUGUUCAUUCGCUUAGUGUUUUCCAUCCUUAUGCCCCUGUGGAGGAAAAGAUUGAUUUUGCUUUUAGGCUGUAUGAUUUAAGACAAACUGGCUACAUCGAGCGAGAAGAAGUUCAGCAAAUGGUUAUUGCUAUAUUAAACGAGUCAGACUUGAGGUUAUCCGAAGACCUUCUGGAGUCUAUUAUUGAUCAGACGUUUGCAGAUUCUGAUGCUGACAAGGAUGGUAAAAUCAACAAAGAAGAAUGGAAAUCUUUUGUACUUCGACAUCCCUCACUUCUGAGGAACAUGACUCUUCCUUACCUGAAGGAUAUCACUACCGUUUUCCCAAGUUUCAUAUUCCACACGACGGUUGCAGACUGAAAUUUGAAAGCUUCAGCUAUCUUUCUUUCCCUCGUGAGGUAUUCCGAGAUCAGAUAUUUUCAGCUGCAGAAUUUGAACUCAACAGAUAAUACUACAGUACCCUCCAAGCAUGGAAGCAACCAUGUAAGCCACGGCAUUUUAUUCUCUGCACUAUGAAAUAGGCAUCAGUACCACCAAUGAGGUCAAAACAAGAACAAUAUUCUGUUCUAUGUCCCAACUUAAAGUCCCCAGCUGAAAAAUAUUUUGUUUCCGUCUGAGGGAUGCGAUUCUUCUUGUAUAUCCAUUUGAUGGAUCAUUAUAUGAAAUGUACAUAUACUAAAGUUUUAGCCUGAGAAUUAUUUUGCAAACAACUUUGGCUAAA
Molecule: messenger RNA, 1303 nt
Organism: Papaver somniferum (opium poppy)
Lineage: Eukaryota; Viridiplantae; Streptophyta; Magnoliopsida; Ranunculales; Papaveraceae
Product: calcineurin B-like protein 10
Exons: 9
Coding region: 157-942 (261 amino acids)
Biological process (GO): calcium-mediated signaling
Molecular function (GO): kinase binding; calcium ion binding
Source: RefSeq, a predicted model, not a curated record